Molecule: messenger RNA, 3963 nt
Organism: Capra hircus (goat)
Lineage: Eukaryota; Metazoa; Chordata; Mammalia; Artiodactyla; Bovidae
Gene: NUP43
Product: nucleoporin 43
Exons: 10
Coding region: 118-1416 (432 amino acids)
Cellular component (GO): nuclear pore outer ring
Molecular function (GO): protein binding
Source: RefSeq, a predicted model, not a curated record
UAAACUUUUAAGGAAGGAAACAAAGCUAUGUAAAGACAUUGAUGCUACUGCGUCAGCAACAAUGCUCAAAUUUUAGUCCUAACCUGACCUUGGCAAAUGUGGUGUCUAUAUUAGAAGAUGGUCCUACAGCACAAGGACGGGCAUGCUCUUGCCCUGGUGCACAAGGACGGGCAUGCUGUUGCACUGGUUCAGAGCCACCUUAGUGAGGAAGGCCGUCGCAUCUUCUUCGCGUUUGCGGCAGGGUUGUUCGUUCCUGCACUGCGGACGGAGGAGAAUUGGCUCUCUGCAGCCACCGUCCCUCAUAAGAAAAUCAGCAAGACUCGUUGGCGACCAUUACCUCCAGGGAGCCUGCAGACAGCGGAGACUUUUGCCACGGGCUCUUGGGACAAUGAGGAAAAUUAUGUUUCACUGUGGUCUAUUGGAGAUUUUGGAAACUUGGAUUCUGAUGGAGGAUUUGAAGGAGACCAUCAAUUAUUGUGCAGUAUCAAACAUCAUGGUGAUGUAAUGGAUUUACAAUUUUUGGACCAGGAAAGAAUUGUAGCUGCUUCAUCGACAGGAUGUGUGACAAUUUUCCUCCACCAUCCAAAUAACCAGACUCUGUCAGUCAGCCAGCAGUGGACAGCAGCUCACUACCACACGGGUCCAGGCAGUCCUUCCUGUAGCAAUGCACCAUGCACAGGUGUUGUGUGCAACAACCCAGAAAUUGUCACAGUUGGAGAAGAUGGUCGGAUAAAUCUCUUCAGAGCUGAUCACAAGGAAGCUGUAAGAACUAUAGACAACGCAGAUAGCAGUACACUCCAUGCUGUAACCUUCCUUCGAACUCCUGAGAUUCUUACAGUAAAUUCAAUUGGCCAGUUAAAAAUAUGGGAUUUUAGACAACAAGGAAAUGAGCCCACGCAGAUAUUAUCACUGACUGGUGACCGAGUGCCACUCCACUGUGUGGAUCGACAUCCCAACCAGCAGCACGUUGUAGCUACUGGCGGCCAGGAUGGAAUGUUGAGUAUUUGGGAUGUUAGACAAGGUACAAUGCCUGUGUCUCUACUAAAGGCUCAUGAAGCUGAAAUGUGGGAAGUUCACUUUCACCCAUCCAACCCAGAUCAUCUGUUCACUUGUUCUGAAGAUGGAUCUCUCUGGCACUGGGAUGCCUCCACAGACGGACCUGAGAAGUCGUCGCUCUUUCACCAAGGAGGAAGAAAUAGUACUUUUUUGUCUCAUACCAUUAGUAACCAAGCUAAUGUUCACCAAUCUCUUAUAAGCUCCUGGCUCAGCACUGAUCCUGCCAAAGAUCGUAUUGAAAUCACAAGCUUGCUUCCUAAUAGGACUUUGUCUGUGAACAGUCUGGAUGUUUUAGGUCCUUGUCUUGUUUGUGGAACGGAUGCAGAAGCAAUUUAUGUUACUAGACAGCUUUUUUCAUGAAGAUACUAAAAGAUUUCAGGUAAAACAUACAGUUAAAACCUUUCAAAUGCCAGUUUCUUUGCAAAUUUUUGUUAUUGGAAAAUGUGAAAUUUGCAAGGGGAACAGCCAUAAACUAUUGUUAAUGUUGAUGCCCAGUUUGUUAGUUGAAUAUUGCUCUAACAGUUGCUGGAGUCUGAUUGAUGACCCAUGGCAAAAGAAUUGAAAUAUGUGGCGGAACAUCAGAGGGAUCCCUGUUCUGAUGAAUGCACUGCCUUCAGCACCAUUCUAGAUAGCUCAUGGAACCAACUCUCCAUUUUUGAUGUUGUAGGGCUUGAUAAUAUCAAACCACCAACAGGUUCCUUUCCUUUUCAGGAGUAUGUGGGAUAUGGUAUGUCCCUCCCUGGUGACAUUUUUCAAUACUAGUAUUUAUUCUCUUUACUGCAAGUAUUUCUUCAGUCCUUCAACAUUUUAUUUCCUUAAUAAUUUCAGUAAACUUUGUUCAGUAAGAAUUGAGUAGAGCAAAAAUGACAGUUUUUGGUAGUGUUGAAUUUUUUUUUAAGGUGAAAAUGUUUUGAUGGGUUCCUUUAUUAGAAUGGGUUUGAACAGAACUCUGUCACCUCCUUAGACCCAGCUUUGUUUCUCUUGAAAAAAGACAAAAUACAUUUUUCGUAAGGAUUUUUGCUUUUAUUUAGUUUUUUACGCCAUAAUUGAAAAUUGCUGAAUUGGACAUUGUGCAUUAAAAUAGGAUUUGACAUUGGUAAGUGAGGCAGCUUCCAAACUAAAAUUUGAGAGGUAACAUGUAUGAGACUAGUAUGAUGAUGUGAUAGGAGUAAAGAGUUUUGCCACCCUUAUCUUUAAUGUUAAUGAUGACCUAACACACAGUAUUUUGAGACAGUUUUAUGAUACUGUCUUUCCAAAGUUUUUUAAGAGUAAAUGCAUCAUUGAAUUGUAAAGACCUUAAUGAACGAUCACUCCUGUUACACAGGAAGUUUCUGUUUAUUUACUUUACAAUUCCAACAACAGAUAACUAUGAAUUUUUGUGUUUCUGGCCCAAUAAAUAUUUUCCAUUUUUUUAUGUUGAAUUCUCAGGAUUUGGGGGUUUGGAGUUUGUUUUGUUUACAUUUUAAAAUAGAAUAUAUAUAUGCAUUUGUUGUUCUGUAUAUAUAUAUAUUUGGCUCAAAAAAUAAUUGACUAAAGAUAUUUAGUAACUCUGAAUUCCAAAGACUCAAAGAAGGAAAAAAAUGUUGCUGAUAGGAAUUUUUAACCAGUUUCUAGUUUUAUUGCUGGGGCUAAUUUUUAAAACUUUGUUAUUACAAAAGCCAUUCAUUACAGAAAAAGCAGUCAAAAGAAAAAGUGCCAAUAAUCUCAAACAGACAUAGUUCUUUUCAUACCACUUUGUAUCCAUUAAAUAAUUUUUCAUAAAAAAUGAAAUACACAUAUUUCUGAAUGCACAUUCUCUCACAGUAAAUACAUGGAUUCAGUAAUAAAAAUAUACCUAAGAAUUAUCCUUUUGACUUUAUAUUUCCCUUUAUAUGAAUACCUUGUUGCAGCCUAAGCUCCACUGUCCCUCCCUUCACUUAGUAGAGGCAUCCUCCCAUUCCACUCGGCAGGUCAGCAUCCUUGCUUUGAAUGGGCUCAGAGUUGAUCCUCAUUCCUGGGAGACCCUGGAAUGUCCCAAGUGGCACAUUUUCCAUGUACAGUGAAUGGCAAAUGCUUUGUGCCUCUGCUUUAAUCAUAUUGCCUGCUGCUGAAAAGCUGAAGUUUUCAUGACUGCUGUUAGCACCCUUCUCAAUUUCCAGCAGUAAUGUAAAUAAUUUCUCUUGAUUGUUGUAGUAAAUAAUCGGUAGAGGGAGGGAACCAGACAUUUAGGCUUAGCAUACUAGCUUGGACUGGAAACAAAUUUGAAAUUUGAAGCUUUGAUUUGAUUUAAGGGUAUUUGUAACCAUAAGUAAAAGAAAGAACAUUUGAAUAGUGUUACAUUUUCUAUCAGUUGAUGAGUUCUGCCAGAUGUAAUAAGAAACAUAAGCUUUAUGUAGUAUAAAUAAAACUCUAAUUUAUGGGGUCGCAAAGAGUCGGACACGACUGAGCAAUUGAACUGAACUGAACUGAAUUUAUGAAUUUGUUCAUUCUCACUGCUUUCAUUCAUGAAAACUAUCAAAUAGUUUCUUUUGAGGGCUCUAGGAUCUCCAAGGUGAAUGAUAUCUUUGAGGGCAUAUCCAACCUAAAUUUAAUCAUCACAUCCACAGAUUCCCAACAAAAAAUUUUCAUCCAGCCUCUACUUGAAAAUACACGAUGAUAAAGUCUCCCGUUUCCCAGUGUAGCCUCCUCGUUUGGACAGCUGUAAGUGAUAUAGCAUAUGGCAAGAUUUUAAUGUGUGAGUGGGGUCCUAAACAAUCCUGUAAAAAAGGUAGAAUCAUUGUGGAUUAAUGAAAUGAUCGUGUGAACCUACUAUAGGUUCACUAUGAGAUAAAACCAACCACCAGUCGUUUUAUGGAAUUUCCAUUGUGUUGGUGUGCUAUACUGUUAAGUUUCCACUAAAUAAAUGAAUUUUCACAUACUGAACUGAAA